AUGGCAUUCUCGAAGACACUGCUGGUGUUGGCCACCUCAGGCCUAAUGCCCUUGGCAUGGGCUAAGCUGGUUCAAUUUGAGUUGGAUGUGACUUGGCAAAAAGGUGCCCCCGAUGGCAACGUCCGCGACAUGAUAUUUAUGAAUGAUCAAUUUCCUGGACCUGAAUUGCGAUUGGAUGAGGGUGACGAUGUUGAGGUCGUCGUCCACAAUAAUAUGCCCUUCGACACCUCGAUUCACUUCCACGGCAUUGAACAGCGUGACACGCCGUGGUCUGAUGGUGUCCCUGGCCUGACACAAAAGCCGAUCCAGCCGGGCCACAGUUGGACUUACCGGUGGAAGGCUACUCAGUAUGGAACCUACUGGUACCAUGCUCAUGCCCGUUCUGAAAUGAUGGAUGGUCUAUAUGGUCCCAUUUGGAUCAAUCCGUCUCCCGAGACUCUAGAUCCGUUUCACCUAAUUUCAAACACCCAUGAUGACAUUGAAGCUAUGCGGAAGGCGGAGAAGAAUCCUCAGCUGAUCAUGCUGUCCGAUUGGGACCACUUGACAGCGGCUGAAUACCAGCAGGUGCAAGAGGAUAGCCGUCUCAACAUAUUCUGUAUGGACAGUGUGCUUGUUAAUGGGCGUGGUGCCGUAUAUUGCCCUGGAACCGCAAACAUCUCCAGCGUUGAACAGCCUUACCUCAAGACUGCAAUUGAUAACCAGCCGCUCACUGACAAGGGUUGUCUGCCCAACACCUAUGCCACCCAGGGCGACUUUCCACCCACACACCCUGAAAACAUCCCAGAAGGUCUCAAUGCCGGAUGCAGUCCUACUACUGGUCUGCACGAAAUCAUUGAGGUUGAUCCUAACGAUGGUUGGGUUGCGCUCAAGUUCAUCAGCGCCGCUGCUCUAAAAGCCCUGAUGUUCUCUAUCGACGAACACCAGAUGUAUAUUUACGAAGUUGAUGGAAGCUAUAUCGAACCCCUGCCUGCUGAUAGUGCCACUAUUUUCAGUGGUGAGCGUUAUGCUGCGAUGGUUAAGCUUGAUAAGGUGUGGAAUGACUAUACCAUCCGAGUUCCGGCCACUCAGGGUGAUCAGGUCAUCUCAGGCUUUGCCACGCUGCGAUACAAGGGCUCCUCGAACACUCAGCCGUCGAUGCCUUAUGUUAACUAUGGCGGCCAGAGCACCUCUGCCUCCGUUGUUCCUUUGGAUCCGAGGGACAUGAAACCCUACCCACCUGUCACGAUUCCCAGACAUGCCGAUCAGCUUGUCAAUCUCACUCUUGGCCGCUGGGGAUCCUCUUACACCUGGACCACUGCUGGGAAUGCACUCUAUGACGUUAUGGCCAACUGGGAUGACCCAAUUCUCUACGACUUGAACGCCAAGGACAACCUGGCUCAGCAGGUUACCAUCCAAACCAAGAACGGAACUUGGGUCGACCUGCUUCUACAGCUGGGUGAGAUGCCGGAUACCCCUCCCGUCCAACCGCCUCAUGUUAUGCACAAGCAUUCCAACAAGGCUUACAUUCUCGGAGUUGGCCCCGGCUUUUUCAACUGGUCUAGCACUGAAGAAGCAUAUAAUGAGCGUCCUGAUCUGUUCCAGAUGGACAACCCUCAGAGGCGAGACACAUUUGUCACUAAUGGCCCCCACGGGCCCACCUGGAUGAUUGUGCGGUACCAGGUGGUUAACCCGGGUCCAUUUUUAUUCCACUGUCACAUUCAGACCCAUCUCACAAACGGUAUGGCUGUCGCUUUGCUUGAUGCAGGGCAAGCACAGGCUAGUGGAUAUGGUCAAGGAGGUGGUCAAGAACAAACCGGGGCGCAGGGUGAACAGACUGCGUCUAAACCCCCACCUCCUGCUUAUACCCCCGGCAAAACGCCUAUUCCAGCCCUGGUUCCGACACCUGUUCGUCCUAGCUCACAGCAAUCACCCCGCCCCCUCACUCCCUCUUUUGAGCCCGAGACCGCUUGGGAAUUGCGCAAACCUAAGGAUGAGUGGAGGCGAUCAAGUCUAUGGCAGAUCAGUGCACGGAGCCAUACCAUCCAUUCUAUGACCCACUUCCGCGUGUGA
Messenger RNA from Penicillium canariense, 2049 nucleotides. Its product is annotated as multicopper oxidase. The transcript has 6 exons. The record is from RefSeq and is a predicted model, not a curated record. NCBI's taxonomy places the organism in Eukaryota, Fungi, Ascomycota, Eurotiomycetes, Eurotiales, Aspergillaceae. The coding region runs from base 1 to 2049 and encodes 682 amino acids. Gene Ontology annotation, molecular function: copper ion binding; oxidoreductase activity.